GCUCGCAUCAAAAAAAUCAUGCAGCUGGAUGAAGAUGUCGGCAAAGUAGCGCAAGCGACUCCCAUUUUGAUCUCAAAAGCAUUAGAAAUGUUUAUGCAAUCACUCAUUGAUCAGGCAUGCCAAGAAACUCGUCUACGCAAUGCUAAACGAUUAUCGGUGGCUCACUUAAAGAGAACCAUCGAAACGACGGAGCAAUUCGACUUUUUGAAAGAUAUUGUUGCUAAUGUUCCCGAUCCGGGAGAUGCUUCUAUGCAUUCAGUGGCUCCCAUGGAGGAUGUGAAAGAAGAGAACGGUAAAAAACCUGCGGCACGAAGCAGUCGUCGAAAACCCGCCGGAAAGGUCAAGGAAGAAAUGUAA
Radiomyces spectabilis is the source of this 357-nucleotide messenger RNA. Its product is annotated as histone-fold-containing protein. Gene Ontology annotation, cellular component: nucleus; negative cofactor 2 complex. Gene Ontology annotation, biological process: negative regulation of transcription by RNA polymerase II; transcription by RNA polymerase II; positive regulation of transcription by RNA polymerase II. The record is from RefSeq and is a predicted model, not a curated record. NCBI's taxonomy places the organism in Eukaryota, Fungi, Mucoromycota, Mucoromycetes, Mucorales, Radiomycetaceae. Gene Ontology annotation, molecular function: protein heterodimerization activity; transcription coactivator activity; transcription corepressor activity. The annotation marks the transcript as partial. The transcript is spliced from 3 exons.